Messenger RNA from Trichomonas vaginalis G3, 870 nucleotides. RefSeq lists its product as uncharacterized. Bases 1 to 870 code for a protein of 289 amino acids. NCBI's taxonomy places the organism in Eukaryota, Parabasalia, Trichomonadida, Trichomonadidae. The record is from RefSeq and is a predicted model, not a curated record. The transcript has a single exon.
AUGCAAAUUAGAAAUGUUCAGAACAUUACUCCGCAACUUAAUGACAAGAGUAUUAAAAUUUAUUACGAACAUACAUUUUUGACACCAGUUAAUAUAAAUGAAAAUGUUUUAACUUAUGAAUAUCCAAAACAUUGGGUAGAUUACGCAAGCGGUGAAAAAGCUAUUGAAAUAAGACAAAUUCGAACCAUUCCUGCAGGAAGACUAAUACAACUCGUUAACUUUAGUGUUGUAAGAGAAGAGAAAAAAUAUCCAUUACAAAUUUAUUUAGAUUUAAGUCCACAAGAAGAUAUGACAGUUUUCAAUGCUAAACUUAAAGAAAUGUUGCAAACUCAAUUAAAUAUGGCAUUGUAUCCAAAUGCAGAAGAAAUAGAAAUAUCAUAUCAAUCGGAUUCAAAUAUACUGCAAUUUAAAAUUAAUUCAAAUCUCAAAGAUAAAGUAGGAUUUUAUUUCAAUGACGCUGAAACACAUUCAAAUAGAAACUUUCAAGCUAUAACGUGUCUUAAAGACGACAGUUUAUUUCAAAAUUUAAGUAAGUUCAGUGCUGAAAAGAUAAAUAUAAACCAACUUGAAGAUUUAUUACCGGACAACGUGUCAGUCAGUGGUUCAGGACAUUUAUUAACAAAUAUAACUUUUGAAGAUGUUUGGUCUCGCGAAAGUAUGUUAUUAAAAUCUAGUAUUAGCGAUUUCGCUGAAAAUUCUGUUCUUGGUUUAACAAACUGUUAUUAUUCUCCACCAAAGCAUUAUAGUAUAACAAAUUAUGUAAAUAAAUUUACAUUAAAGCUUUUUGAGCCAUCUUCGAAGAAUGUUGUAAUACUACCAAACGACUUGAAAGAUACAAUACUUAUUGAAAUGAUAUUAAUAGCAUUCUAA